Messenger RNA from Neohortaea acidophila, 1896 nucleotides. RefSeq names its product general substrate transporter. Gene Ontology annotation, molecular function: carbohydrate:proton symporter activity. Bases 186 to 1784 code for a protein of 532 amino acids. Lineage: Eukaryota; Fungi; Ascomycota; Dothideomycetes; Mycosphaerellales; Teratosphaeriaceae. Gene Ontology annotation, biological process: transmembrane transport; carbohydrate transport. The record is from RefSeq and is a predicted model, not a curated record. Gene Ontology annotation, cellular component: membrane. The transcript is spliced from 3 exons.
CACAGUCUCCAGGUUUCCAAACCCCAUGAUCCCAUGUGGCAAGAGGCGAGAUAAGGUAUUCUACUCCACGGCCAGGGCGAGAGCGUUUGGGGUAUUGAUCGACUCGUUAUAAGAAGUGAGGAUGCCUCUGCUCUGACCCAUCAUCUUUGACCGGUACUUCGACUCUUCUCCAACAUACGCCCAUCAUGUCUGCAGACGACAAACAACCCACGUUCUUUGCGGAGACGGCAACGACGACGACGAAUGAGAAGGAACUAGCCGUCAAUGCUCAGCUCGGUGCACAAGAGCAGCAUGAGCUUACCGUCAAGGACUCCUUUCGCCUGUACAGGCCAGCGAUAGCAUGGUCCUUCCUUUUCUCAUUAGGCGUUAUCAUGGCCGGCUUUGAUCCCCAGCUCGUCGGUUCGCUCGUCGCCAUUCCCACUUUCCAAAAACAAUUCGGCCAGAAAAUCGGUCCCAACGAAUGGGUCGUCGCGGCCAAGUGGCAGUCAGCCUUCAACCUCGGUGUUCCCGUUGGUCAAGUCGUGGGAUCUCUUGGAGUUGGUAUACCCCUGGACAAGAUUGGCAGACGCUGGACACUGGCAUGUUGCUGCAUCAUCACCUGCAUCGCCGUCGCCUUGCAAUCUUCCUCGCAAAACAAGCCUCAGAUCCUGGUUGCCGAGCUGGUCAAUGGUGUUGUCCUGGGAGCCUACCCUGUAAUCGCCCCUACCUACAUUUCGGAAGUAACGCCUGUGGUAUUCCGUGGCUUCGCCGCCGCCUUUGUCAAUCUCUCCUUCGUCAUCGGACAACUGGUCGCCAGCGGGGUGCUUGCUGGAACGCAGAGCCGGACGGAUCGAUGGUCCUACGACAUCCCAUUCCUCGUUCAGUUCGUCUUCCCGAUCAUCAUCUUGUGUCUGCUCCCAUGGGCCCCAGAAAGCCCCUGGUGGCUCGUACGGAAUGGCAAAGAUGCAAAGGCGAAGAAGGCGUUAACCCGGCUGGCACAUCCAUCGGUCGAUGUGACGGCGACACUGGCACACAUCAAAUUGACGACCGAACUCGAACUGGAGGAGCGUAGUUCUGCAACUUUCGCAGAUUGCUUUCGUGGAACGGAGUUGCGACGUACUACCAUCUCUACCAUGGUCUAUGCCAUCCAGCCACUCGCCGGCAAUUUUUUGGUCAUCGGUUACGCAGUGUACUUUUUUGAACUCGCUGGCCUUCCCGUCAAUUCCUCCUUCUAUCUCGGUGUCGGACUGCUCGCGCUUGGCUUCGUGGGCACUUGUCUUUCCUGGCCACUCAUCAAAGUCACCGGCCGAAGGCGCAUAUAUAACUGGGGGCUUGUGACGCUCAUGAUCUUGCUCCUCCUCAUCGGAAUCCUCGACUGCAUUCCCCUCAAAGCCGGCGACCUGGGACCAAGAUGGGCGCAAGCUGCAUUGAUGGUGGUGUACAAUUUCUUUUACGACCUCGGCAUCGGGCCUCUCUGUUUCGUCAUCAUCUCCGAGACAUCCUCUGCCAAGCUGCGCGGCAAGACGAUCGCCAUCGCGACGACCGUCAACGCGCUCAUCAAUGUUGCUUGUGCCGUGGGCAUUCCAUACGCCAUCAAUCCCGACCAGGGCGAUCUGGAGGGCAAGCUGGCGUUUGUCUUCUUCGGCGUGUCGGUACCCUGUCUCAUCUGGUGCUGGCGCUGCUUGCCGGAGACAAAGGGACGGACGUUCAACGAGUUGGACGUCAUGUUCCAGAAGAGACUGCCGACCAAAGAGUUCAAGACGUACGUGGUCGAGGAUGAUAUGGCGUUCCAUGUCUAUGAAUGAUUUCUGCUGGAUCUGUGUAUAAAUGAUAGAGAUGUACAUAUGAUGGCAUAGAGAUGAUAUAUAUGGUGACUGAUACAUCAAAUGAUGUUAUGCUGAUACUACUACACUUUGG